AAGGCACGCUGCUCUUCCCCCUACCUCUGCGCCACCAGAAGGCAGAACGGCAAGCGCUGCAGCUGCACACUCUCUGCCUCUCCAUCGAGCCCUCCCAUCGCACAGACGUCUAUUCUCUCUCCUCGCCCCACCUCCUCUCUCGUCCUCAUCACUGCUCCAGUGCUUCAGCUGCUCAAAGUCACAGCCCAACAGGAGAGAGAGUGGCCUGUGCGUCAGCGAUGUCAGCCUCAGCGCUCGAGGGAGAGAAACAGGUGGGAGAGCGGUUCAUUACUUGCUCAAAGUAAAGUAAAGCAGCUCCGAGGUCCGAGGUCCGAGCUGAAGUUGGUUUCGGUUCUUCCCGCUGAAUCUUUCUUCCCAAAACCCCGGCUGAUUCCAGCCGGCCGAAGAGCCUUUCCGCCAAAAGACAGUUUUCCUUUUUUUUUUGGAGUUUUGCUGGGCUGCUUCACACCAGAAAAGCCUCGAUUCCUCCGGGCGUCAUGGCGGCGCCCAGGCGGCGCACGUCGGCGGAGCUCCAAAUGAACGGCGGCCUAAUGCCGCCGUCGGCGCACGUGAUCCCUUCUUCCCGCGGCGGCGGCGGCGGUGGUGCGCCCAGCCGGGAGGACCACCCGGUGACCACGAACGGCGGCGGCCCGGCGCACCGGGCAGCGAAGCCAAGAGGCGGCGGCAGCAGCGUAUGCUCCGCCACCAAGGUCUCCGGCAGGAGGCGGCCGGCGGGGCGCAUGCCACUAUGGCGAGUCUUCAUCUUUGCGUCUGUCGCAUUGAACGUCGCCGCACUGCCGCUCCUACUCCACCAGUACAUCGUCAACCAGCCGCACCAUCCCGGUGUCGUCUCUCCUGAUCAGCAGCGCCACGCCUGCGCCCCGCAGCCGGGCACAAGCGGCGCGGCGGCGAGGGCGCCGUCGACCGGGAAGCCUUCAGUAACCUCCGAUUCUGUUAUUAAUCUAGACCACGGGGACCCGACCAUGUUUGAGGCCUUCUGGCGGGAGACCGGCGACGCGGCGGAGCUGGUCAUCCCGGGGUGGCAAACCAUGAGCUACUUCUCAGACGUGGGUAACGUAUGCUGGUUCAUGGAGCCUCUGUUCGACCAGCAGGUGCGGCGGCUCCACCGCACCGUCGGCAACGCCGCCGUGGACGGCUACCACGUCCUCGUCGGCACCGGCUCCACGCAGCUCUUCAUGGCGGCGCUCUACGCCCUGUCGCCGGCCGACGCCGACCAGCCCACCAGCGUCGUCUCCACGGCGCCCUACUACUCGUCGUACCCUGCCGUGACGGACUUCCUCCGGUCCGGGCUCUUCCGGUGGGCCGGCGACGCCAACUCUUUCGUCGGUGACUCCUACAUCGAGCUGGUGUGCUCCCCGAACAACCCCGACGGCGCCAUCCGCGACGCCGUGCUGAGCUCCGGCGCCGGGAAGGCGGUCCACGACCUCGCCUACUACUGGCCGCAGUACACGCCCAUCACCCGACGGGCCGACCACGACAUCAUGCUCUUCACCGUGUCCAAGAGCACCGGCCACGCCGGCACGAGGAUCGGGUGGGCGCUGGUGAAGGACCGGGAGGUGGCGCGGCGGAUGACCAAGUUCGUGGAGCUCAACACCAUCGGCGUGUCGAAAGACUCGCAGCUGCGCGCCGCCAAGGUGCUCGGCGCGGUCUCCGACGGGUACGACGUCGGCGGCGGCGGCGCCUCGCGCCACCGGCUGUUCGACUUCGGGCGGCGCAAGAUGGUGGAGCGCUGGAGGAUGCUGCGCGAGGCCGCCGCCGCCUCCGGCGCCUUCAGCCUGCCCGCGGAGACAUCCGGCCAAUGCAACUUCGCCAACGAGACGGCCGCCAAUAACCCUGCGUUCGCAUGGCUGCGGUGCGACAGGGAGGACGUGGAGGACUGCGCGGGGUUCCUCCGCGGGCACAAGAUCCUGACGAGGAGCGGGAACCAGUUCGGGGCGGACCCCAGGUACGUCCGGGUCAGCAUGCUCGACAGGGACGACGCGUACGACAUCUUCAUCAGCCGCCUCGCCUCUCUCAAAUGACAGAGUCGUGCCAUGCGCACGACAAAAAUUGCACGAUUCACACACGAAAAGUAGAUCCAGCCGGAGAUGCAUAUGACCGAAGAGCAACUCUAGCAUCGUCCGUGGAGCAGUUUCAAAUGGCAAAUGAAGACCGCCGCCGCGACGUCUACGACGGUGGCUCGCCGCGGCGUCCUUCGUCAUGCCGCUCCUGAGGCUGAGCAUCAGUAGUAGUAGAAUAGUCCGGGUAGGAGGAAGAGGACAAAUGAUUUGUUUUGGUUUUCGAUCCGCGUUCUCUGUUUUUUUUUUUUUUUGAAUCUGAUCCGUGGUCUGUUAUUGAGCGUUGGUCUUGUUGUCUCAAGUUCAGUUCUUAUUUAUUUCGUUAUGAAAGAAGAUUUUUAUAUGAACUUAAUAAGAGCAACUCUAGCAGGUGUUGUCGUUGUUGCA
Messenger RNA from Aegilops tauschii subsp. strangulata, 2444 nucleotides. RefSeq names its product tryptophan aminotransferase-related protein 2. Gene Ontology annotation, biological process: amino acid metabolic process. Lineage: Eukaryota; Viridiplantae; Streptophyta; Magnoliopsida; Poales; Poaceae. Gene Ontology annotation, molecular function: carbon-sulfur lyase activity; transaminase activity. The record is from RefSeq and is a predicted model, not a curated record.